AUGUCUGUGAGUCCGUUCUUCCGUCGUCUUGUUGCUCCCUCGCCUAUGAUGAGCCGCACUUUGCGUGUGCAGCCUGUCUCGCGUAUGUGUGCUAUGCCUGUCCGGUCGUACAUUGCGCCGAGUGUGGCCCGCACACUCCCUCGCACUGCGCCUCGUGCCGGAUUUAUUGCGUCACUCGGCCUCGUGGCUGGUGGCUCUCUUCUUGCAGGACAAUCGUUGUUCUCGGAAAAGAACCACAUUGAAUGCCAAUCCGCUUUUGCGAAGGAGCAUGAGAUCCCCAUGCCAGGUUCGAAGCCUGAACCAGAAAGUAUUGUGAACCUGUACAAGUUGUCGUUUGGCACUGUAUGUGGUCUUUGCGCUGGCAUCUUUAUCAAGAAGGGUUUGAAGCUUAUUGCCGUGCUCCUCGGUGCUUCGUACGUGCUUCUUCAAUACCUGGCAUCCAAGCGUCUGAUCACAAUCGACUGGAAGAGUCUGCAGACCAGCUACAACUCGUCGGUGGAUCGUCUGGCUGGCCCUGCUGACAAGGCGAAGAGUGGUAUGACGCAGUACCCUCUUGUGCGCAUUUGGAACCGCAUGGUCGAGUUCCUUACGAGCAACUUCCAGGAGCGUGCCACCUUUAUUGCUGGUCUUGUGCUGGGUCUCCGUCUCGGAUAA
This is a messenger RNA of Malassezia pachydermatis, 654 nucleotides long. RefSeq lists its product as hypothetical. The transcript has a single exon. Gene Ontology annotation, biological process: autophagy of mitochondrion. The coding region runs from base 1 to 654 and encodes 217 amino acids. Gene Ontology annotation, cellular component: mitochondrial outer membrane. Lineage: Eukaryota; Fungi; Basidiomycota; Malasseziomycetes; Malasseziales; Malasseziaceae. The record is from RefSeq and is a predicted model, not a curated record.